Molecule: messenger RNA, 3077 nt
Organism: Peromyscus maniculatus bairdii (prairie deer mouse)
Lineage: Eukaryota; Metazoa; Chordata; Mammalia; Rodentia; Cricetidae
Gene: Cryaa
Product: crystallin alpha A
Biological process (GO): negative regulation of apoptotic process; response to heat; lens development in camera-type eye
Cellular component (GO): cytoplasm; nucleus
Molecular function (GO): structural constituent of eye lens
Source: RefSeq, a predicted model, not a curated record
GGCUCCUCAUAGCCCUGAUCAUGGACCUGGUUUGACCGAAGCUCUCCACGGAGGACAUAGGCAGUGCUCUUCCGUCCGGUUAACCCUUCUCAACUUACCAACUCAGGUCCUCAACAUAGUAAGGUACACCUACUUACCCCUUGCCACUGCCCAGAUGUUGACCCCAGUUCAAUACGCGGCCUGAGCCCUCUGCACUGGGUACCCUUCCCUUCAUCCAAGCGGAGUGAUGUGCUCAUGCAGUUCAGCCCUUCUAAGUUCCACUUUCUUGGUUUGAAAAGUGGGGUGAUGUAGGAGACAUGAAGGUCCUUGUGAUCACAGAUAAGCCCUAAGGGAACCUGGAGUGUUAGCACACAGGAUUGUUCCUUCAAGGGAGGGGAUGUGAUACCCGCUGUCCUCCCAGAAGGCUGGGAUCAGAUGUGCAUUCUAGCCUGGUGACCUUUGCGCUAUCUGUGUAGCCAGAGACCACACUGGACCCUCCCUUAUGGUAAGCUUGCUUUUCUCAGCCAUCUAUAGAACCUAUCAUCUUCCAUACAAAAUACUUCUAUAGAUCAACUGAGAAAAACUUUACAAACUUAACAAAGAAUUUCGAUGUAGUCACGUCUGAUCCUUAUUUAGCUUGUUUUGUUCCUCAAAGAGAUUAUGUAUGCCUUAUUUGUACACAUGGGAUUGAAUUCAUUAUCACCAGAAAAGUUUUCAUCAAACUGUGCUGUGCUUAAAUACGCCUAAAAUAAACCACUCUGGGUCGGACUCCUGAAGUUUGCAUUAACAUCAGCUACUUAGUAAUGUUGAACUCAACUGCUUUCUUUCCUCCCAAGGAUCACGACUCUGCUGGCCAUGGUGGUCAAAGUGACCCCCACAGGGACCUGCCUCCUAGUGUGGCCUGAAGAACUACUAAGUUGUGGGCAACAAGUGUUGUGGAGGGUGGGGGGCAGACUGGGAGUUUCCCAUCGCUUCCUGAAGCAGGUAUCACGUGCAUCUUAUUUGGUACUUGUUGCUGGGACUCCAGGAAAUCACUCCUCUGGGAUCUCAAGCCUUCAGGGCAAAGGUGGUUGUCCGACUCUGUUCUAGGACCUUUUAUCACUCGCCAGCGCCAAACACACACCUGGAGUUCAGAGAUGUCUUACACCUGGUGAUACCUGAAUGAGGGUCCCAGGCUGAGGAGCAGAAUCCUUUCCAGCCUUGCCCAUAAGACCCUGGAAGACCUGUAAGUGAUUUGCAUAAGCCCUGGACCGGGCAGAAGCAGCUGGUUUAAAACCCAUGGUGAAAUGAAAUUGGGGAGACUUGAGGCUUUGCCGAGGAUGGUGACCACAGGGUGGGCUGCACAGGGUGGGUGGCACAGGGUGGGCAGCACAGAGGAAAGCUCAGAAUCAUACCCAGGCAGGCUGUUGGAAGCAUAUAGACACCCUUGGAAGAGCCGGAACUGGAACAGGAUUUGGCCAAUUUCUUCAUUGUUUAGUGUCUUCCUUGAAAUUUUUGUGAGCUGUAUAAUUUUUGCUACGAGUAAGAAAAAGGCUUUGAACAACAUGCUUUCAGUGGAGGCUGGGAGAUCUGGGGGAAGGCUUGCUGAGCUCUGUGCCUCAGUUUCCACAUGUAUGAAACGGGGUUCUGAAUUCUUCCUCCAAGGGAGACCAGGAGGAUCCCUUAGGACAAUGGUACUGCCUUUGAACAGGCCUGGAGGAUAAGACUCUCCUCCGACCUCCUUGGGGACAUCUAGACUGAGAGCCGAUCCCUGCUGCUCACUCAGUGUGUGAGGCUGGGGCUGUGGUGGCGGCUGAGCAUCCCAGCUGCUGACAGUGCAGCCUCCCUUCUGAGCUGAGCACAGGCAUUUUGGGAAAUCCCUUAAUACCUCUAUUCUGUGCAGGCGUAUAUAGGGAGGGCCAGAACGCUAGCUCUCCACUGCACUGCCCAGAGGCCCCUGCCUGACUCACUGCCAGCCUUCGGUCCCUGCGUUGCCAAGAAGAACAUGGACGUCACCAUCCAGCACCCUUGGUUCAAGCGCGCCCUGGGGCCCUUCUACCCCAGCCGACUCUUCGACCAGUUUUUCGGCGAGGGCCUUUUUGAAUAUGACCUGCUGCCCUUCCUGUCUGCUACCAUCAGUCCCUACUACCGCCAGUCGCUCUUCCGCACGGUGCUGGACUCGGGAAUCUCCGAGCUCAUGACCCAUAUGUGGUUUGUAAUGCACCAACCACAUGCUGGAAACCCCAAGAACAACCCCAUCAAGGCAAGUUCCAUGGCAGAGGUCCGAUCUGACCGGGAUAAGUUCGUCAUCUUCUUGGACGUGAAGCACUUCUCUCCCGAGGACCUCACUGUGAAGGUGCAGGAGGACUUCGUGGAGAUCCAUGGCAAGCACAACGAGAGGCAGGAUGACCAUGGCUACAUCUCCCGCGAGUUCCACCGCCGCUACCGUCUGCCUUCCAAUGUGGACCAGUCCGCCCUCUCCUGCUCCCUGUCUGCGGAUGGCAUGCUGACCUUCUCUGGCCCCAAGGUCCAGUCCGGCUUGGAUGCUGGUCACAGUGAGAGGGCCAUUCCUGUGUCACGGGAGGAGAAGCCCAGCUCGGCCCCCUCGUCCUAAGCAGGCCUUGCCUUGGUUGUCCCCUGAGGCCCCUGACCCAGGGGCCACAGCAGUCUGCCUUCCUACCUUCCUUUCUUUCUCUUUGUUCCCUUUCCAUUUUCUCAGAGGGUUGAGGGUUUGAGGGAGUGGCUUAGAGAGCUUGGGGUCUUGGCCUGAGGUGCUGCGGGUUCAGGGUGACCCAGGCUCAACACCGGCCGGUUGGAGGGAAUGAUGGCAUGGAACUCUUGAGAUAUGAUCUGUCCUCUUGGAAUGAGGCAUCUGAGCUCUGCUCCAAAGGCAGAGUGGGUGGUGGCUAACCAACUCUGAGAGCCCUCUGCCGAGCCCCUGGGUGGCAGCCUCCCCUCUUGCCCGUACUUACUGAAGGCUCAUGUGCUGGGCUCCGACCGCCAACUUCUCUCAACCCCUCUUCCUGAGACUUUCUCUAUGUAGUAUUGCUCUUGGGGACCCUGGUCACCCAUGAGAAUGGAGCCCCUGGCAGACAAUAAAGAGCAGGUGACAGAAGCAA